Punica granatum (pomegranate) is the source of this 1498-nucleotide messenger RNA. The record is from RefSeq and is a predicted model, not a curated record. Lineage: Eukaryota; Viridiplantae; Streptophyta; Magnoliopsida; Myrtales; Lythraceae.
GAUCGAUGUGAUGAAGGCAAGAUCGGACUCCGAUGCUCCAAGCGAUGAAGUCACUGAACUUGAGAGCGCUCUUUUUUAGCCUGAUCGGAACCCUGUUGUUUCACUUGAUCUCCCUAUUUUUUCACUUGAUCAGAAUCCCCUUUCCUUACUUCGAGGAGGCUCUCUUCGGCCUCGGAGCUCACUUCAAGCAUCGUCCGCCCCCGUUGUUUCACUUGAUCAGAAUCCCCUUUUCUUACUUCGAGGAGGCUCUCUUCCGCCUCGGAGCUCACUUCAAGCAUCGUCCGCCCCCGUUGUUUCACUUGAUCAGAAUCCCCUUUUCUUACUUCGAGGAGGCUCUUUUCCACCACGGAGCUCACUUCAAGCAUCGUCUGCGGCCCCAGUCCAGCCUUAACUUUGAGCAUUAUAUGGAGAGGAAAGUAACGGCAGUGAAUGAGGCCCUGGACGCCGCGGUCCCCCUGCGUGCCCCUCUAAGGAUCCACGAGGCGAUGCGGUACUCACUGCUUGCGGGCGGGAAGCGCCUGCGCCCCAUCUUCUGCAUUGCUGCCUGCGAGCUCGUGGGCGGGACCCAGUCCAAGGUCAUGCCCAUCGCCUGCGUCCUCGAGAUGAUCCACACUAUGUCCCUCAUCCAGGACGACCUGCCCUGUAUGGACAACGAUGACUUGCGUCGCGGGAAGUCCACUACCCACAAGGUCUACGGGGAAGCAACUGCGAUUUUGGCCUGCGAUGGCCUUAUAGCAUUGGCGAUUGAGCAUGUCACUGUAAAAACGGAAGGUAUUAUGAGCACCGCACAAAUUGUCCAAGCAAUCCGGGAAAUCGCGACUGGAGCUAAGGCCCUCAUUAUGGGCCAAGAGGAAGAUAUAAGAUCCGAAGGGAUGUCCAAUGUGGACCUAAAGCAGCUCGAGUUCAUCCACUUACACAAGACUGCGCCCCUUUUUGAGGCCUCAGUUGUGCUCGGGGCGAUCAUGGGAGGCGGGUCCACCAAGGAGAUUGAGAAAUUGAGAAAGUUCGGAAGGAUUGCCGGGUUGCUGUUCCAGGUGGUGGACGACAUCUUAGACGUGACGAAGUCAACCCCGGAGCUGGGAAAAACUGCGGGGAAGGACGUAAUGGCUGAGAAAGUCACCUACCCAAAAUUGUUAGGGAUUGAUAAGUCCAGGGAGUAUGCCGAGGAGUUGGUUCAGGACGCACUGGGACAGUUGACGGGGUUCGAUCCUGUUAGGGCAGCUCCACUGGUCAGUCUAAUAAAUUAUGCCGCCUAUAGGCAGAGCUGAUGUAUUGUAUCAUCUCAUCGUGUCCUCUGUAGGUUCGGUUGAUUGGCAUGCAGGCCGUUGAUUUGUCUGAAAACAACCAGUGGUGCUGGUUACGUUGUUUAGCGCCGAAUCAACUGUAGUAAGAUGCAAAGCUCCUAGUCCUUUGUCAAUAAAUCGUUUGCAGAAUUUGUUCCUCACAAAACCAUUGUGUUCAAUAACUUAUGUAAUGAUCGAACUAUGUAUGACCGAAA